CUUCGGAAAAUGCCUUGGCCGUUCGGAGUUUGAUCCGGAGAGGAUCCCCGCCCGCGUCCGCGGCUCGCCCGCCGGCUCCGGCCCGGUGUUUUCUCCCCCGGGGAGGCGUGAGGCGGCCCCGCGGAUACAGACCCAUGUGUGUGCCCGCGCGUGUGUGCGCGCGUGAAAAUUGCCGAGAAGGGGAAAAAAUCACAGGACUUCUGCAAAUACCGACUGAGAAAUGGUAAUUCAUCCGCCGCCGCCGCUGCCUUCCGUUUGCUCGUGCUCUUGAGAUCUCCGGUUGGGAUUCCUACAGAUUGACAUUUCUGUGAAGAAGUCUAGGAAUCAAACUGGAAAUUCUCCUAAUUUUUUGCACCCCCCUCCCCCAGCUCCUGAUUCAUUUGGAAGUUUUCAGAGCAGCUCUAACUGGAGAGUUCUGAAGAUUGAUGGAAUCUUUUUGCCUUUUCAUUCGCUUUCACAAAAAAGGAAACUUCACAGAGGACCAUGCUGUCCUUGAAAAAUACCAGUAAGUUCUUUGCACAGGAAAUUGGUUCAAUGUAACUGUCAGUGGGAACCUUUGCGAUUUUCACUUUAAGUGCAUUGGAGUAAGUUUAAUUUCCAGGCAGUGUAAUAUAUUCUUCUCAGCGUGUGACUUGUAGUGUGUGUGUGCCCUGCUUUCAACCAGCCUACAGAGGGAAACGCACCUGAUUUUGACUGAUUAGUUUUUUUAACCUUUCAGCAUCACGGAGGAGGUGGACUGAUAUUAACAGUAAUUAAUAAUGUGCCUCAUGAAAUAAAGAUCCGAAAGGGAUUUAAGUAAAAAUUUCCAGGAUCUCAUGCCAAGGGGGAAACACCAGAAUCAAGUGUUCCGCGUGAUUGAAGACACCCCCUCUUCCAGGAAUGCAAAGCACAUCCAAUGAAAUAGCUGGAUUGUAACUCUUCUCCCCAUUUGCGGGGCCGUGGGGCGGGCAGCGGGGGCCGAGAGGGGCUGUGGGGACCCGGCUGCCCUUCCGCGGCGGAAGGAUGGCGCACGCGGGGGGCGCAGGCUACGAUAACCGCGAGAUCGUGAUGAAGUACAUCCACUACAAGCUGUCGCAGCGGGGCUACGAGUGGGAUGCCGGGGCCGCGGGCGCCGCGCCCCCCGGGGCCGCCCCCGCGCCGGGCGUCCUGUCCUCCCAGCCGGGCCGCGCGCCCGCGCCCUCCAGGACCUCCCCGCCGCCGCCCCCGGCCGCCGCCGCCGGGCCUGCGCCCAGCCCGGUGCCACCUGUGGUCCACCUGACCCUGCGCCAGGCCGGCGAUGACUUCUCUCGGCGCUACCGCCGCGACUUCGCCGAGAUGUCCAGCCAGCUGCACCUGACGCCCUUCACCGCGAGGGGACGCUUCGCCACGGUGGUGGAGGAGCUCUUCAGGGACGGGGUGAACUGGGGGCGCAUCGUGGCCUUCUUUGAGUUCGGAGGGGUCAUGUGUGUGGAGAGCGUCAACCGGGAGAUGUCGCCCCUGGUGGACAGCAUCGCCCUGUGGAUGACCGAGUACCUGAACCGGCACCUGCACGCCUGGAUCCAGGACAACGGAGGCUGGGACGCCUUUGUGGAGCUGUACGGCCCUAGCAUGCGGCCCCUGUUUGAUUUCUCCUGGCUGUCUCUGAAGGCACUGCUCAGUCUGGCCCUGGUGGGCGCUUGCAUCACCCUGGGUGCCUAUCUGGGCCAUAAGUGAAGUCCACAGGCCUGCCGCCAACAAAUAUGCAAAAGGUUCGUGAAAGCAGUAGAAAUAAUCCGCAUUGUCACUGCUGCACCACUGAAGCGAAGCUGUAGUCUCUUAAAAAGGAAAAAAAAACAAGCAACCAACCACCACCACCACCACCACAAACAGCUUUCAGGCUCAACAUUGAAUCAGCUACUUACUGCCAAAGGAAAAUGCAAUUUAUUUUUUACAUUAUUGAGAAAAGUAAGAUUUAUUUAUUUAACACAGUCCUGUUGAAUCUCCUGUCUUUGGAAACCCCGCCACGAAUUACUAAGCCCCACCUGGAUGGCUCUACCUGGCUCUCUUGUGCCUGUAAACACAGAUUUUUGUUCCAUACUGUUGGCUGGAGUGACUCAACCAGCUGAAGAGCAAACAAAGUGACAAAGGGUCUGACUGUUCCAGAAGCCGGGUUUCCGGCUGUUGGAGCUUAGGCAGAAGGUGUUCAUUUGCUUUUUGUGUGUGUGCGUGUGGGGGUGGUGCCUGGAGGUUGUGUUCUCAGAGGGAAGGUGCUCGGAGGCGAGGCCUGCCUUCCCGGCCUGAAGAAGGGGCACCGCGCAUAUGGCCCGCACCAGGCUGCAAGAAGACACAAGCGGCAACUCGCACUAGCACGAACGCCCAUGCUCGCUAAACCUGCAGGCCUCCAGCGUCUCCACUGCUUCUGCCCUCUCAUCUCUCCCGCUAGCACUGACUGCUCCCUAAGACACUCUACAUACAUGUAAGUUCUGUUUACUGUCUGUCCCAAUGACUGGACCAAACACGUUUGAGCUUUCGGUCUAUUUGGACUUCGUAUUUGCCAAGACCUCCACCCCAAAGGACCGUGACGGGAAAAAUGCCCUUACACCAUAGGAAAGUAUUUUUUUAAGCUACCGAUUGUGCCGAGAAGCAUUUUAGCAAUUCACACAAUAUCAUCCAGUACCUUAAGCCCUCAUGUGCUUCUUCACGUACUUUGGACUCGCUCCCCCUCCAAACCCUGGCCUGGCUCUGUCUGCCUAGGAUGCGGAAUCCUCGGGCCGCCGAGGACGCGGGCCUGUUCGGCGCCGUCUCCGGCACCAGGCGCCCCGAGCGCCGGCUGCUCCGCCUCGGCGGGCCUGAGGCCUCGUCCUGGCGCCCGGCCU
Budorcas taxicolor (takin) is the source of this 2834-nucleotide messenger RNA. It is a transcript of the gene BCL2, whose product is annotated as BCL2 apoptosis regulator. Gene Ontology annotation, biological process: extrinsic apoptotic signaling pathway in absence of ligand; intrinsic apoptotic signaling pathway in response to DNA damage; negative regulation of intrinsic apoptotic signaling pathway. The record is from RefSeq and is a predicted model, not a curated record. Lineage: Eukaryota; Metazoa; Chordata; Mammalia; Artiodactyla; Bovidae. Gene Ontology annotation, molecular function: protein homodimerization activity; protein heterodimerization activity. Gene Ontology annotation, cellular component: mitochondrial outer membrane. Bases 1003 to 1692 code for a protein of 229 amino acids. The transcript is spliced from 2 exons.